AUGGGAGGAGUUGUUUUACUUGUCAGGUUUCUAAGCAUUGCUACCAUUAUCAUUUGUUUAUGCAAUGGAAAUCUGGGUGUGCCUUAUGGCAAAGAAAUCGAGAGACGAGCCCUUUUGAUGUUCAAGCAAGAGCUUAAUGAUUCUUCAAAUCUGCUUUCAUCUUGGGUUGGUGAAGGAGACUGCUGCAAUUGGGCUGGAGUUGUCUGCCACAACUUAACCGGUCACGUCCGCAAGCUCCGCCUUGGUAGUUACUAUUUGAGCGGUAAGCUAAAUCCUUCUCUGCUCAAUUUAAAGAAUCUCAAUUACUUGGACUUAAGCAAGAAUAGCUUUGACGGAAGCCAGAUUCCAGACUUCUUCGGUUCUCUUGCAAGUUUAAGAUAUCUUGAUCUCUCACAAGAAGAUUUUCAGGGAGUGAUUCCUCAUCAACUGGGAAACCUCUCUAGUCUACACCAUCUCGAUCUCCACGGUAACUAUUUUGAUGUUAAUAACCUUCAAUGGAUUUCUGGUCUCUCUCUGUUGCAGUACUUGGACAUGCAUGGUGUAAAUCUUAGAAAAGCAUCUGACCGGUUGCAGGAGACAAACAUGCUCCCUUCUUUGGUAGAGUACUUAGAUAUGUCUGAUUGUGGACUUCAUCACAUACCAGGUGGUAUUGCCAACAUGACUAGUCUUAGAGUUCUUAAUCUUCAGAGGAACUCUAUCAGUUCUACCAUACCAAAAUGGUUGUACAGCUUUAGCCAUCUUGAAUACCUCAUUCACUCAGACAAUCAUUUGCAUGCUGAUAUUUCAAGUUCCAUUGGAAACUUGACAGCCCUUGUCAAUCUUGAUUUCAAUCAUAAUCAACUUGGAGAGAAAAUCCCAAAUUCAUUGAAAAAUCUCUGUAAGUUGACUGUUUUUGAUCUGUCCUGGAACGAUGUUAGCGGAAGGGUAUCAGAAAUCUUUGAAAGUUCUUCUAGCUGUAAUUCAAGUCAACUAGAGUCUUUGAGCUUAUCCUAUAAUAAUCUUUCUGGAGAGUUCACAGAUGAGCUAGGAAAUUUUAAAAACUUAGCCGUCCUUGAUCUUUCUAGUAAUUCAAUAUCUGGUCCCAUUCCACCGUCCAUAGGAAGUCUGUCAUGCUUAAAACUAUUAAAGAUUUCUAAUAAUUCAUUGAUGGGUGAUGUCUCUGAAGUCCAUUUUACUAAUCUAACAAGAUUAGAGGAACUUCAUGCAAAUGAUAAUUCAUUGACUCUGGAAACCAGUAGAGGUUGGCUUCCUCCUUUUCAACUUUUCAUGUUGCACUUAAAUUAUUGGCAUCUGGGACCGGAGUUGCCGAGAUGGCUUCAGAGUCAAACGCGCUUGGAGGAACUAAGCAUAUCCAAUACAGGAAUCUCUGGUACCAUUCCAAUCUGGUUUUGGAACUUUUCUUCUCUGGCAUUUGUGGAUCUCUCUCAAAAUCAAUUGUACGGGCAGGUUCCAAGAAUAGUUACUGCCCCUUCAGCAAUGGUUGACCUAAGCUAUAACAAUUUCCGCGGUUCAUUACCUCUUGUCUCCUCCACAGUUGCUGUGCUAGAUCUUUCCAAUUCAUCAUUCUCCGGAUCUAUCUUUCACUUUCUUUGUGACAGGACAGAUGAAUCAAAGCAGCUCACAAGUCUUUAUCUUGGCGACAACCAUCUCACAGGAGAGAUUCCUGAUUGUUGGAUAAAUUGGAAAAACUUGAUCGUGGUCGAUUUAGAAAACAACUAUUUAACCGGGACCAUUCCGAGCUCCAUUGGACACUUAAUUUUCCUCCAAUCACUGCAUUUACGCAAUAAUCACCUCUCUGGAGAAUUGCCUCUGUCACUGCAGAAUUGUAGGAACUUGCUACUUAUUGACGUUGGAGAGAACAAUUUUAUUGGAAGCAUACCAACAUGGAUAGGGAAAAGCCUUUCACAAUUGAUGGUUCUCAUCCUUCGUUCGAAUAAGCUUCAUGGAGAUAUUCCUUAUGAACUCUACAAUCUCCCAAGUCUUCGAAUCUUGGACCUCACACAUAAUAAUCUUGUCGGGACAAUACCAAUAUGUUUCGGCAAUUUUAGAGCGGACUACCGAGUUAAAAUGGAGCGAUUCAUCUUCAUUCUUCAGAUAUGCAUGGUUUUUAUGGCAAGUACAAAGAUAAUGCGAUCUUGGUUAGGAAAGGUAGAGAACUUACAUAUAGCACAUUGCUUACUUUGGUAA
This is a messenger RNA of Prunus armeniaca (apricot), 2187 nucleotides long. The record is from the annotation of a GenBank genome assembly. NCBI's taxonomy places the organism in Eukaryota, Viridiplantae, Streptophyta, Magnoliopsida, Rosales, Rosaceae.